Molecule: messenger RNA, 2364 nt
Organism: Aspergillus campestris IBT 28561
Lineage: Eukaryota; Fungi; Ascomycota; Eurotiomycetes; Eurotiales; Aspergillaceae
Product: RanGTP-binding protein
Exons: 6
Coding region: 260-2275 (671 amino acids)
Cellular component (GO): nucleus; cytoplasm
Molecular function (GO): GTPase regulator activity
Source: RefSeq, a predicted model, not a curated record
GCAGACACUCAGGUAGAUCGUAAUCUGCCUCAAUCCGACGGGCGACGGUCACCUACUUCUUAUUGUUUCUUACCUAUAGGCAUAGACCUUCUACAUUCACGCUCGACAGACCAGUCCUAUCCCCGUGAGCAGACCAUGUGGGUUUCUCGUUAUCGAUAAGAAAAGCACCACAAAAUCCCCUCAUUGCCUCAGGGGCCCCUCCUUCAUCCUCUGGACUCGGUAUACUCUGUCGAUCAACUGUCUAUUAUACGUCGGCAAGAUGGACGUCUUUCUCUCUCGGCUCACCCAGCAGGCGAUGAACUAUGCCAUCCGUUCGGGGAUUGCCAUCACAGCAAACUAUGCAAUCGGUCAGUCGUCACGUUUGCUGAAAAAUGUGGAGAAUCGAGAAGAACGAGAGGAGCUCUUGUCUCUUCAGCAGCGACUGGAGAGCAAAAUCCAGGUCAUAUCUCCCGCCAUCGACAUGAUUGAGCUCAUAGCGGCCCGGGGUAAUACUUCGCUCGAAUCUGCCGUCUACCUGACGAAAUCUCUCCGAUUGGAUAUCCAGGCUCUGGGGCAGCGACUGGCAAACGCCGCCGCAUCAGAAGAACUGAUGCGCAGAGGCGCAAAAUCGUCCCGAGACCGGUCCCGCAAUGACGCCGAAAUCAAAUACAUUAUCAAAGAUAUCAAGAAACUGCUCAUCCGGAUAGAAGACGCGGUGCCGCUGAUGAACCUGGCCAUUACCACGUCCGGGGCCAAAUUGUCCACAAACUUGCCGUCCACCAUAUCGCCAAGCCGACUGCUGCAGGCCAGCACUUUCUUGACGGCGGGGGACACGCAGUAUUCGAUGUUCCCGGCGCAAGCGAUCCAAAUCGGUCCCACCUUCACGCUGUCGUUGUACAUGCUUUUUGCAAGCCAUCUGCGCCCCAAUGACGAGGAAGGGAUCCGCACGACGACGUGGAAGGAGGUCGUGCAUAAAGCUCGCUUGAAGCUUCGACGCGUUCCGAUGGAUCUCACCGUCCCUCCGGCAGAGGCGCCGCCACACCACGUGCAGCUCCCGGCCGAGGCCCGGGUGGAUGAAUUCGCCUACCAAUUGCUCCUGAUCGAAGAUCUCGACGACGGCCGGGUGCAUACGCUGGACGAGGAUGAACCACAGCCGCAGGCAUACGAAGACGUCAAGACCGCCGGCCUCCGCGAAAUCGUUCCCAUCCAUCAGAUUUCAAAAAUCUUCUACGCCGACACCGGCAAGAUCCUCAACAUCAGCCCAGACGGGGAGACCAACAACCCGGUCCUCCUCUUGAAGCGCGACAUCCACGCCAUACCACCGCGGCGCAUGGUCGAACGGGAGCAGUCGGCGUACGGCCACUCCGAUGACGACUCCGACCAGGACAGCGCAGUAGACGAGCUCCAAUCCCAGCUCGACGCCCAGCUGAACGGAUCCGCCUCCGCAGCACCCCACACCAGCUUCCACGAAACCUCCAUCCCCGACGAAUGGCGCUUCCCCAAAAACCUCGACCCCGAAUGGAUGGCCUUUGAAGUCUACAACGAAGAAGACGACUCAGACACCGAAUCUGAAGCCGACACCCCACAAUCCCGCCAACGCGAAGACUCCCUCGACCCGGAACAAUUCGCAAAGCUCUCCCUCGACCCAGAACAACGCCGAUCAACACCACCCCGCCCGCGCGGGCUCUCCAAACCCACCUCCACCACAACCAAAACCAUCACCAACCCCCUCUACAACAACAUCCGCACAUCGCUCUCCCUCCUCGAGACCCUCCUCCGCCUCACCUCCCUCCAACAAUUCCAACAACAAUCCCACCUCUCCAUCAGCGACGAGCUCCUCAACUUCUUCCUCGAAGAAUCCUCCACAACCGGCGCCGGCGGCGACGAGCAGCACCGCCAGCGUCUCCGCGCCGACGCCCGCCGCCGCGUCGGCUGGGACCCCUACGACGAAAGCCCCGUCAAGCGCCGCGGCGAAGACUACCAGUACGCCGGCACGCCGUUGCGCGCUUACUCCUCUCACGACGGGAGCGAUUACCCGUUUAACUCGCCGAGUGACUAUCGCGCGAGGGGCCUGCAUCUUCGCUCUAGGGAGCAUACGCCUAACCCUGAGACGCCGUCGCAGUCGCGCCGUGGGACGCCGGUGAAGAAUGGUUCGCGGCGGCAGAGUGCGAUGCGGGGUACGCCGCUUUCGAAGAUGUCGGGGCGGGUUGCGAUGGAUAGGCCUGGGUAUGAUGAUGAUGAUGAAUAUGAUGAUGAUGAUGAUGUGAGAUCCAAGGUGAAACGGGAGGAAUCGUGAUAGUCUUCUGCCAUGGUAGCAUGCUCUGUACCAGUCUUUUUUUUGUUUACUUUCUACUCAUGAUGUGUACGGAUAUGGAUAUGCCAGAU